Betta splendens (Siamese fighting fish) is the source of this 524-nucleotide messenger RNA. RefSeq names its product serine peptidase inhibitor, Kazal type 4 (gene spink4). Lineage: Eukaryota; Metazoa; Chordata; Actinopteri; Anabantiformes; Osphronemidae. Gene Ontology annotation, molecular function: protein binding. The transcript is spliced from 4 exons. The coding region runs from base 1 to 399 and encodes 132 amino acids. The record is from RefSeq and is a predicted model, not a curated record.
AUGAAUGUGAGCUUAUCAAAGUUAACACAUGACUAUGCGUUUCUAAACUGUGCUUGUGACUGUGCGUUUGCCUCCACCUGCUGCAUUCCCACACCCACACCCACAACCAGAACAAAGCCACACUCGUAUCUGUCGCUGGGACAUUCAUUUCCCAACAUGGCUGGAAGAGUUGUUGUUGUUCUUCUUGGACUCCUGCUCGUCUGUGUGGCCACAGAUACAAAGGAGAAAUUUAGACAUAUGAGAAAGCCUUCGUGUCCCGAGGACGUCAUGGCAUGCCCUUUGAACCUUGCUCCUGUUUGUGGCAGCGAUGGAAACACGUACGCUAAUGAGUGCACCCUGUGUGCACAGAGCUACCGGGUCAAAAUGGAAAUUUUUGUUGCCAAGGAAACGAGCUGCUGAGAUUCUCAGGCUGUGAUGUCAGCGCAUUGGAUCAGAUAAUGAAUUCAACAUGGAUCCUUGAAAUGAGAAAUAAACUGUCCGACAUUCUUGCUUAAUUGCCAUCAAUAAACACGAUUCAGCAUCUG